AUGAGUUCUAAGAAAGGUAAACGCCACGCUGGUAAUAAACAUUUUCCGAUCGCUGAAUCUGUGAGUAUAGCACUGAAGAUCCAGUUGGAUAAAUUUAUUAGUGACGAAAAUGAAACAGAGCUGAAAUUCCCUACAUUCCUAUCAGCUCAGGAGCGUGGUUUUAUUCAUGAAACUGUGGCUAAGUUAGGUCUCAAGUCGAAAUCGCGCGGGAAAGGAGUGAACCGGUACUUAACAAUAUAUAAACGCAUUGGUUCCACAAUAAUUCAAAAUGAUGCCAAAUUCAUUUUGGAUUCCAACAUGCGGUGCAGCAUUGCCGAGUUGUGCAAUACAUUUCCAAUCACCAGUAAAGAGAAGGACGAUCUCAGUAGCUGUCCAGAGAAGGAAAGAAGCCCACAAAUGGCACAUAAGACUAUGGGACAGUUGAACAAUGGAGUUGCACAGGUACCCAACACCUCUUACAACGCAGACCUGCUGAAGUUUCGUGAGAAGUUGCCAGUUUAUGAGCAGAGACAAGAUCUGCUUAAUGCUAUUACGCACAAUCAGGUGAUUAUUGUAGCCGGCGCUACUGGAUGCGGGAAGACAACGCAGCUGCCACAACUAGUGCUUGACCAUUGCCAGGAGCACAAACAGCCUGCCAGGAUUUACUGCACACAACCUAGGAGGAUAUCGGCAGUUUCUGUCGCCGAAAGAGUGGCGUACGAGCGUAUGGAAAAGAUAGGCCAGUCUAUCGGCUACCAGAUCCGCCUCGAGUCACGCGUGAGUCCUCGCACCGUGCUCACCUACUGCACCAACGGAGUACUGCUCCGGACACUCAUGGCGGGAGACACUUCGCUUACUGGCGUGACACACAUCUUCGUGGACGAGGUCCACGAGCGCGACAAGUUCAGCGACUUCCUGCUCAUCUCGCUGCGCGACGCGCUGCCGCGGUUCAAGGAGCUCAAGCUCGUCCUCAUGUCCGCCACCAUGGACACGCUCAUAUUCUCAAGGUAUUUCAACAAUUGUCCAGUGAUCACAAUCCCUGGUCGCCUAUACGAGGUGCAGCGCUACUACCUCGAGGACGUGCUCAAGAUCACCCAGUACAGGAACGCUAAGAUGAACCAAGUGCAGAAAGAACUUAAACACAAACUUAAAACAGGACACAGCUAUUGGAGUCAGUUGGAAGGUCAAAAACAAGACGAUGGCAGCUCCAGCAGUAAGGAUAUAAGUCAAGAGAAGGAGAACGCGUUGGACCCAGCCCUACAGGCAGAUAUGGAUGAGUUCCUCGACGAGUGUAUCAACGAAGGAACGUUGGACUCGUUCACGCAGAUCCUGUACAUGUACAUCUCGGAGGGUGUGCCGGUGACCUGCCAGCACUCGCGCUCGCAGCUCACGGGGCUCAUGGCCGCCGCCGCCAAGGGACUCGCCGAGACCGUCGCGCAGAUGCUGCAGAUCGGUGCCGACCCAACUGCAAAGGACAAAAACGGCAAAACGGCAUACGAUUACGCCGUAGAGAAUAACCACGCGGAAUGUACCAAAUUACUUGCCACAUUCAACCUGUCAGAGGAAUCCAAAGAGAAUGUAGAAGACGAUGCAUCCACAGAUAAUUUCCUUCUAGAUGUAUAUCACCACUCUAUUUCCGAGGAGCUCAUAGACCACGAUCUCAUGUUAGCUCUCAUUAAACAUAUACACGUGAACUUACCCAAGGGCAGUAUUCUCAUAUUUCUGCCGGGAUAUGACGACAUAGUUACCUUGAGGGACAUGAUACAAUCAUGCUCGGAGAUGAAUGUACUCAAAUAUCAAAUAUUCACUUUACAUAGUAAUAUGCAAACAUUGGACCAAAAGAAAGUAUUCAAUCCCCUGCCUAAUGCCAGAAAGAUUAUAAUAUCCACGAAUAUAGCGGAGACGUCGAUUACGAUUGACGAUGUGGUGUACGUAGUCGACUCGUGUAAAGUUAAAGAGAAGUAUUAUGAAUCGAAUGGUGGGGUUUGUUCCCUACAAUGUGUGUGGACGUCCAGGGCGUGCUGCCAGCAGAGGGCAGGGCGAGCCGGGAGGACCAAGCCCGGACAUUGCUUCCACAUGUGCUCAAGCCGACGGUUCAAGACACUCCCGCUCAACUCCGUACCAGAAAUUCUUCGAGUACCUUUACAAGAAAUGUGUUUACAUACGAAGUUGCUAGCGCCGGGCAAUACCCCUAUAGCCGAUUUCUUAUCGAAAGCUCUAGAGCCACCGUCGUUUUUGGCAGUAAGGAAUGCUGUGUCUUUACUUAAAACAAUUGGAGCGUUAACUCCGAUGGAAGAUUUGACGGAAAUCGGGCAGCAUCUCCUAGACCUUACUGUAGAACCAAAGUUAGGUAAAAUGUUGUUAUACGCAUGUGUUAUGAAGUGCUUGGACCCCAUAUUGACUAUCGUAUGCAGUUUAGCUAAUAAAGAACCGUUCCAGAUAUCUUUGAACCCUGAGAAUAGAAAGCGUGGGAGUGUUGCAAGGAAAGAUUUUGCUGCAGACAGCUUUUCUGACCAUAUGGCGUUACUGAGAGCUUUCCAAGCUUGGCAAUCUGUGAGAGCCAAUGGUACAGAACGUGCAUUUUGUGCCAAGAACUUAAUAUGUGGUGCUACCAUGGAGAUGAUUGUUGGCUACAGAUCUCAGUUACUCGCUCAGCUCAGAGCCUUGUGUUUAGUCAAAGCCCGAGGUUCCGGAGACAUCAAGGAUGUCAAUUUGAACUCUGAAAAGUGGCAUGUUGUCAAAGCUGUAUUAGUAAGUGGGUUAUACCCGUCCAUAGCCCGUGUCGACAGGGAUUCCUGUUCGCUAAGGACAUCUAAGGAAGUUAAAGUUGCUUUCCAUCCUAGUUCAACACUACACCAAGGUGGAAGUCUGACAGGAUCCCAAAAAUUCGUUCAGAGUCUACCUACAGACUGGGUAGUGUUUGAAGAAAUUUCUAGAACAGGAAGAUUCUGUUUCAUUCGUUGCAAUACUCUCGUUACUCCAUUAACAGUGGCGUUAUUCGGUGGUCCAUUGCGACUGCCUCUGGGAGCCUUGACUCAGCGUGCCAACCCUCCAGGCUUGUCGAGCGACUCGGACAGCGAGGCCGACGAGAACAACUCCUCGCCUGACACGGCAGUCUUGACUCUGGACGACUGGAUGGCUUUUACAGCAGAUGCAUCAGAUGCCAUUAGCGUGUUCUACCUCAGACAGAAACUAUGUGCGCUCGUCAUCCGUAGAAUGUCGAAUCCUGCUAAACCAAUGACACCGUUAGAUGAACAGAUACUUAGUACUGUUGUACACGUGUUAGGGGCUGAGGAGAAGAAUGUGGGAUUAAAUCAGCCUAUCGGUAUCGGCCAACGGCCAAAGCCCUUAACUGUAGACUCUCCGAACUGGCGCUCUCGGUUUGAUAACGACGAGCAAUACCGUCACGACAACAAAUAUUACCAGCAAUACAAUCAAAACGAUUUCGCUGGAGGGAAUUACUACCAGAAUGCGUAUGGGUACAGAAACGGCCAAGGUAGACCUGGGGGAUGGAGAAAUGACGUCCCUCAAGGGUUUUCUCCGUCAUAUAGCGGUCCUAAAAGCCCUAUGUCGCCGAACGGUAAGACCCUGCUAGCGAACAUUGAGAAGUAUGGAGGGGAUAGUGGCGAAGGCAACGUUAGGUACUUCGUGGCUAAGGCGGACGAUACGCAUAGCGUUGAAGUAGCGCAAAACACAGGGACGUACCCUUUCACGCAAGGAACUGCGAAGAAAUUGCAGAAAAUAAAACAGGAGGGAGGUCGCGUGGUAGUGUUCUUCUCGUGCGCGAGCGCAUCCAAGUUUGUGGGUAGCGCCGCGCUGGUGGACACCAGUGGGGCGCUGGAGUGGCUCUCCACCAACCACAUCUCAUACCAUAUGAUCAGGCACAUCUCGAACUCGCUGGCGGGCGGCGCGCGCGUGAGCGGCGCUCGCGACGGCGCCGAGAUCUGCGCGCCCGCCGCUCGCGCCCUGCUCGCCGCGCUGGCGCAGCGCCGCCCCCCCCACCAGCCCCACCAGCCCCACGCGCCCCACGCCCCCCACCAGCCCCACCAGCGCCACCACCACGCGCCGCACGCCCACCCGCGCGCCAUACAGAAGCACGCCGCCGACGCCUGA
Messenger RNA from Arctia plantaginis, 4092 nucleotides. Lineage: Eukaryota; Metazoa; Arthropoda; Insecta; Lepidoptera; Erebidae. The record is from the annotation of a GenBank genome assembly.